Molecule: messenger RNA, 1182 nt
Organism: Pelagomonas calceolata
Lineage: Eukaryota; Pelagophyceae; Pelagomonadales; Pelagomonadaceae
Source: the annotation of a GenBank genome assembly
CGCAAAAGCGCGGCGCGCACGUUUAGGCAGCCCCACGCCACCCACAACCCAGAAACAGUCGCAUCGAUGGACGCCGCGCCCUUCGCGCCGCGGUGCGCCGUCGUGCUGCGCGAGCUCGCGCCGGAGGCGCGGAGAAGGUAUGUGACCAUGCUAGCCAACCGGAACGUCGAGUCGCGGCAGGACGGCGACGCCUGGGUCGCGAAUUUGCGGAUUUUGGCGCCGGGCGUCGACGCGCCCGCACUUGCAGAGAAGCCGGCGGCGAAGGCAAAGCCGCCGCUGCGCGAGCGCCUCGCGCGCGCCAUCAAAUCUGAUGAAGGACCGCCCGACGUCGCGUCCAUCAAUACCUUGGCGUAUCCCCGCUUCGCCUCGCUCAUCUGGCGCGCCGUCGGGACCUCACCGACCGCCGAGGUCAAGCCGCUCCCGUGGUUGAUGAGAACAGCAGAAAGUAUAUAUGAUGCGCGCUACAAGCGCGACGCCGCGGCGCUCCAGAAGAAUGUGGACGUGGACCGGUUCCCGGAGUUCGUCAUCGCGUGCCUCAUGCGCGAGUCCGGCGUCGAUGGUAUCGUGGAAAAGAAGUGCUGGGCUUUAUUAUGCUCGGCCGAGCACCACCGCAUCCACAAUAAGGAGGCCGAGGUGUUUGCGAGGUUCCUCGCCGAGACCUGGGACGCCGACGCGUUGUUGUUUUACCUGCGGUGUCGGCACGAGGUGAUGCGUUCUACCAAGACAACUCUGGGCGCGCGCUGGGCGCCCGGCGAGCACGCCGCGCGGCAAGAAGUGGUCGUACUGUCACCGUCCGACGUGCAACGCGUCGCCAGAAACGUGUGGCGCGAGCAUAGCGAGGAAUUGGUCGACGCAGUCGAGGCCUUCCGCGAGAGUAGUGGACGCGUCGAGGCGGCGCAGUUCUUGGAUAUAGCCGUGGGCCAGUACGUGCGGGCGCGAGACGACGUCUCUCCUGAUGUGGCGGACCUGGUCGAGGCCGAGGCGGACGCGCUCGUCUCGGAAGUGGCCCUCGCCCCGGAAGUCGUCGGGGAAAUCCGGGGCGAGGUCGUGGACUUCCUGCGGACCGCGACCGUCGGCGACGACGCGGCGACGCGGCUCGCGGAGGUGCGGGGCGAGGCCGCGGCGCUCGUCGACGCGCUGGCGGCGUACGCGGCGGAGCAUGCUGGUCUCGCGGGGGAGUGA